AAAUAAAUCUCCCGGUGGCUACAAACGCGGAAAAGAACCCAACAUUUUUUAAGGGGGUUUCUCUCAAACCCACCAUUAAACCCCCUUCCUCUUCCCCUGUUUUCACCAUUUCCUCUGUUUUCCCCUUCUUCUCUCUGUUUUCUCUUUCGCCAUUUCCCGUAAACCUCCAUUGAUCGAGCUUCAAAGAUCUCUUUUACACUAUCGUAAUGCUUAUCGUCGAAACCGACUGUGUGUGAGUUGUGGUGAUUCUUGAUUUGAUGGCAGACGAGGUUUUCCCAUGGUUGAAGUCUCUGCCGCUAGCACCAGAGUACCAUCCAACCCUAACCGAGUUUCAAGAUCCAAUUGGGUAUAUUUUCAAGAUCGAAGACGAAGCUUCGAAGUAUGGAAUCUGUAAAAUCGUGCCACCUGUCUCUGCUUCGCCGAAGAAAACCACAAUUGCGAACCUGAACCAGUCUCUGUCCGCCCAAAACCCUGAUUCUUCACCUACAUUCACCACCAGACAGCAGCAGAUCGGUUUUUGCCCACGUAGACACCGCCGACCGGUCCACAAAUCCGUUUGGCAGAGCGGCGAGACCUACACUCUCCCACAAUUCGAAGCCAAAGCCAAAAAUUUCGAGAAAAAUUACAUGAAAAAGGGAUCGAAUUCGAAGAAGGGUUUCACGGCAUUGGAGAUGGAGACCCUUUACUGGAAAGCUCAAAUGGACAAACCGUUUUUGAUCGAAUAUGCAAAUGACAUUCCCGGCUCGGCAUUUCAUCAAACAGGUGGUGGGUGUGGUGGAAAGAAACAGGGGAUAAAGGAGAUUGGCGACGGAUUGACGGUGGGGGAGACUGGGUGGAAUAUGAGAGAGGUUUCAAGGGCUAAAGGGUCUCUAUUGAAGUUCGUGAAGGAGGAAAUACCUGGUGUGACGUCACCAAUGGUUUAUAUGGCUAUGAUGUUUAGCUGGUUCGCUUGGCAUGUUGAAGAUCAUGAGUUCCAUAGCUUGAAUUAUAUGCAUAUGGGUGCUGGGAAGACUUGGUAUGGAGUACCCAAAGACGCUGCUGUUGUGUUUGAAGAUGUGAUCAGAGAUCAUGGCUAUGGCGGAGAGAUUAAUCCAAUCUUAACUUUUGCUACUCUAGGAGAGAAGACCACGGUUAUGUCCCCAGACGUGCUGCUUAAGGCGGGGGUUCCUUGCUGCAGGUUGGUGCAAAAGGCUGGAGAAUUUGUUGUCACCUUUCCUAGAGCUUAUCACUCAGGCUUCAGUCAUGGGUUCAACUGUGCGGAAGCAGCUAAUAUUGCAACCCCUGGAUGGCUGAGAGUUGCACGAGAUGCUGCAAUUCGACGAGCUUCUGUUAACUCCGCACCCAUGGUGUCGCACUUUCAGCUGCUGUAUGAUCUAGCUGUAUCACUAUCUGCAAGUGUACGAACAAGCAUCAAGCCUCAACCCCGUAGUUCGCGAUCAAAAGACAUGUUAAUGGCUGAAGGAGAAUUCUUGGUAAAACGACUUUUCUUGCACGACAUGAUGCAAAACAACGAGCUGCUUCACACUCUCGGGAAAGGAUCUCCGAUUGUUGUUCUUCACGAAGAUGCUUUAUACAGUUCGACUUCCAAAGAUUCGUGUUUUGGAUCUCAGUUGAAUGUAAGUCCGAUGCUUCCCACCCGUGGUUUAUUUUCAUGUGUUAGAUGCGGUAUUUUGUGCUACGCUUGUGUUGCAAUUAUUCAACCAACAGAAGCAACUGCACGUUACCUCAUGUCGGUUGAUUGUAGAGCGAUUACCGAUCUAGUUGCUGCUACCGACGUCUUCGCUGCCAACGAAGAUGCAAAUUUGGUGGAUCUGAAACCCUCUUCAGCUACUGGAUCACCGAAAGUCAAUUCAGCACUCGAUCUUUUGGCUUUAGCGUAUGGCGAUCAUUCGGAUUCUGAGAGCGACAUUCGUGUAAAUUAUUCUAGCAAUGUUUCGCUAAACAUUAGCGACGAUGGUACAACAACCAACUAUAACGGAGAUCGUGUUGAUGGUAGAGUUAAGAUUGGGGAAUCUAGUUAUCGAAUCGCCAAUUUUGUUCGCUCAAAAUGCAACAGAUUCUUCAUGGAAUCGAAUUGUUCAAUGGGUCGAUUUGAGUAUCAAAUACAAGUGCCUCAUUCCGAGAGGAAACCUUCAUCGAAUGCAAAUGAAUCUGAAGCGUUGAUCAUUGGCAAGUCGAUAACACAAGCUGGGAACACGCAGAUGAAUCCAACACGCGAUGACGAUACUUCGAGAAUGCACAUCUUUUGUCUUCAACAUGCUGCCGAAGUAGAGCAAUGCCUUCGACGGAUCGGUGGAGUUCGUAUCUUGCUACUCUGUCGUCAAGAAUAUCCCAAGCUAGAAACAGAAGCAAGAUUAGUGGAAAAAGAGUUUGGAACUGAUCAUAUCUGGACAGAUCUUGAAUUUAAAGAGGCUACCAAACAUGAUAAACAGAUGAUUCAAUCAGCUCUACAUAAACAAGAAGCCACACAUUGCAACCAUGAUUGGGCUGCAAGACUGGGGCUUGAUCUUUUCCAUAGUUGCAAACUUAGUCGUUCUCCGCUCUAUCGCAAACAGAUGCCUUACAAUUCCGUUAUCUGUAAAGCAUUCGUAAACGGUUCUCCAUCUAGUGACCCAGUAAGCUCUAAGCCAUCGAGCAAGCAUAAAAAGAUCACCGUGGUAGGAAAAUGGUGUGGGAAGGUAUGGAUGUCGAAUGAGGUUCAUCCGUUGCUAGUCGUACGUGAUGUUGAACAUCAAGAACGCGAUAAAACUGAUGUUUCGGGUUUUUCAAGAAUGGAUGCGAAACUUGAAAAACGACCCGAAAUCACCCAAGUUGUAGUUAUCAAGAAUCUAAGGAAAAGGAAAAGAAAGAAUAUGACAAUAAGUAAGCCAAUGAAGUUCACUACAAUGCAGUCAUCACCACCACCACCACCAUCAUCUCCGCUAGGCAACUUGUCGUUGAGUGGUGGUUUUAGGCGGCAGCGUACGAGAACCCUUAGGACCAAGAAAGCGGUGGAAUCAGAGGAGGGUGAAUUUGGUUGUGAUAUUGAGGGUUGCAUCAUGAGUUUCGACAACCGAAAAGAUCUUAUGGCUCACAAAAAGAAUGUGUGUCCGGAAAAGGGAUGCGGGAAGAAAUUAUUUUCCCACAAGUAUCUUAUGCAGCAUAAGCGUGUACAUAUGGACGAUCGUCCUUUCAAGUGCCCGUGGAAAGGUUGCCAAGUGACGUUCAAAUGGGCAUGGGCUCGCACCGAACACGUUAGGGUCCACACGGGUGCACGCCCGUAUACUUGUACGACAGAAGGGUGUGGACGCUCGUUUAGGUUCGUGUCAGACUUUAGCCGUCACAAGCGAAAGACCGGACAUUUUGCGAAGAAGUAACUAAAUUAAAAAAAGGUAAAACGUAAUAAA
This is a messenger RNA of Cynara cardunculus var. scolymus (artichoke), 3386 nucleotides long. Its product is annotated as lysine-specific demethylase REF6-like. The record is from RefSeq and is a predicted model, not a curated record. Bases 258 to 3356 code for a protein of 1032 amino acids. NCBI's taxonomy places the organism in Eukaryota, Viridiplantae, Streptophyta, Magnoliopsida, Asterales, Asteraceae. Gene Ontology annotation, biological process: chromatin remodeling. Gene Ontology annotation, molecular function: histone H3K4me/H3K4me2/H3K4me3 demethylase activity. Gene Ontology annotation, cellular component: nucleus. The transcript is spliced from 7 exons.